Molecule: messenger RNA, 1337 nt
Organism: Drosophila obscura
Lineage: Eukaryota; Metazoa; Arthropoda; Insecta; Diptera; Drosophilidae
Product: WD repeat-containing protein 5
Exons: 2
Coding region: 145-1257 (370 amino acids)
Cellular component (GO): Set1C/COMPASS complex
Molecular function (GO): histone binding
Source: RefSeq, a predicted model, not a curated record
CAGUUUGAAUGCGCGGCAUUGUUUAAACGGGACUUAAUCGUUGUUUAUACGAGCUUAUAGUGUUGAGCAACGCUUUUAGAGUGACAAGCGCUUUUCCUUUUUCGUUUUUGGUAGAUUUUAUUCCGGUGAAUUUCGUAGGCUACAAUGAUGUCUGCAGAUAACCAGACUGAUGCAACGAGAUUUCUGCUACCGGAAGGUGGUGAUGCUGCCGCCAAGACGACGGAAAUUAGUGAGCUCGCAUCCGAUGCAGCUACUGCUCCAACUACAUCCACUGCUUCCGAUCAGGGCGGUGAGAAUGCCUUCAAGAUGCCAAUGCCGCCAGGCAAUGCUGCCAAGAAUAAACAACCCAACUACUUCCUCAAGGACGCGGUGCCUGGUCACAAGAGCAGCGUCGCAUCGCUCAAGUUCAGCGCGGAUGGCGACUAUUUGGUGAGCGCAUCCGCAGACUGCUUGCUCAAGUUGUGGGAUGUGCGCACGCUCCAAAGCAAUCAGACGCUGGCAGGGCACGCGAAGGGCAUCAACCAUGUGGUGUGCUCGCCGAAUGGCAAGCUCCUUGGCAGUGGCAGCGACGACAAAACGGUGAAGCUGUGGGACCCGAAUACUAAUAGUUGCGUAAAGACCUUGCAGGGACAUACAAACUAUGUGUUCUGCUGCUGCUUCAAUCCGCAGAGCAAUCUCAUUGCGACUGCCAGUUUCGACGGUUCGGUGCACCUGUGGGACCUCCGAACGGGCAGGAUCCUCAAGGGAUUGCGGGCUCAUGGCGAUCCCACCACAUCUGUGGACUUUAAUCGCAACGGCAGCCACUUCAUAACGAGCAGCCACGACGGAUUCGUGCGAAUGUGGGAAACGGCCACCUUUCAUCUCGUGAAGACGUUGAUAACCGACGACGACAACCCCGUGGUGGGCCAUGCAAAGUUCUCGCCCAAUGGCAAAUACAUACUCACCUCCAACUUUGACAGCACCCACAAAUUGUGGAAUUACGAAAAGUCCAAGGUACUGCGCCGAUAUACAGGACACAAGAACGAGUCCUACUGCCUGAAUGCCAACUUCUCCAUUACGGCCGGGAUGUGGAUUGUGUCGGGCAGUGAGGACAAAUCGCUGUGCAUCUGGAACCUGCAGUCGAGUGAGCUGGUCCAGAAGAUUGACACCAACGGCGACUUGGUUAUCUGCACCGACUGUCAUCCGAAGGAGAACAUCAUUGCCACUGGUUCGCUUGUGAAGCCCUUCACCGUCAAAGCAUGGAAGAGCUGUGAAUAAGCGCCUCUAAGCGCCUGGCCUGCAACGAGCUGAGUUCCUUAAACCAGCAAAAAUCAAGCAAAUAAACCGAUUUAAAUUGU